AUUAUAGAAUCAACAUCACUGUUCCUACCUAACCUUAGGUAAAUACGGUCCUCACCGUAGGUAGUGGCUAGCACUUGCCGCCUAGAUCUGCUACAGUGCUACGACACGCUGAAGAGAUGGGCAAUUGCCUUUUUAAACAGGUGUACCUAGUUCUUGCACUCCCCGAAGCAUCGUCGUCAUAACAGUUUCCUAUACAAAGUACCUAACCUAGGUAUCCUAGGUACUCCGGAGAAGGCAGCAUGGGGGUUCUUAGAAAAUCAGGUCAUAUGUAACAAGUACAUUGCCCAUAAAGUUACCUACCUAAGGUAUACCUCAUGGCGGAUGACCUUGUUCUCCCCAAACCUAUAGGUACACUUAGCCUAACUCUCAGCUAUCAUCCUAUUCCUCGGAAUUUGAGAAUUAAUAGCAGUUUAAUUUCAAACACCACAGAACAGCUUAGGUAAAUCAAUAAUACAUCAUAAGAGCACAGUUAGGUUCAUCUUAUUACUAUGUCGCUACACAGGUGGUCGUUACCUAGCAGGGCUUUUCCUCGUGAGAAAUCCAAGGACGUCGACCCAGACCACCAUGCUAGGUUCCCAACUAUACAUAUCGGUGACAGCAUCUCCCGCCGACGAGCGAAUAUCUCCUCAGCAUUUGCUAAUUUAUUCGAAAAAGACGAGAACCGACUAAGCACUGAAGAAACUAGCGGAACUCGUCUUACUGCCAGCAACUGGCGGCCCUUCUCUCGUAUCGAGAAUCUAACAUCAAGUACUAGGUUAAAACUGGCAAAACGUAAAGAUGGAUCUGGCAGCAUUGGCAAGACCACCCUGCAAAUGUCUGGUCCUGUUAGCCAAGUUAAUUCCGAACAAGUGGUGUCACUACGGGAAGCAUUGGAAGAACGUGACGAGUGUGAACCGCUUGAUGACCACACUCGUAUCAAGUCAUCGGAAGGGAAGAGUUCAGAUGACGACAGUUCGCCAAGUUCACUCACAAGAGUUCGCAGUGCCUCGUCAUCUUACCCCUCUGAAGGUAUCCGUUCCCCGCCGAACCAUUGUCAUUCGCCACAGUUGAAUACGUGGACAAAAGACUUCAUAGCUGAAAUCACUCACUUUGGCACAUAUCCGUCAGGAAAGUCUCAGAGGAAAACCAGUUCUUCGACUAACGAUACGUCAGGACUGAGCAGUAGAGCUGGUAAGUGUCUUAUGGAAGAAUUAGCUGCAGCUGGCGGAACUUCAGAUACCGAUACCAGAACAGCGAGUAGGGAUCACACCCUGAAACCACCAUUUUCGGAUGUUGCUUCCACUACUUAUCCCCAGGACCGGCCAGCCAAGGCCCCUAAGUCCAUGUACUACGGCAACUUCAUUCACACGGCGGAGCAGGAAAUCCAGGAGACAUCCCAGAGGAAUGUCCUUUCCGGACUUGAUGGUCAAGGCUCGAGUACUUCAGCUAUCCAUGGUAGUUAUCCUGAACUUGGACCUUCUCAUACCAGCUCAUCCGAUGAUGAGUUUCCGUUUCGGCCGAGCCCUACAAGUUCUGCAGGUCUUCUUCGUGGGAGCAUGGACACGGGCAAGAAACGGUCUACCAGGAGAAUACUUUGGAGGAGACAAGGUGGUCCCUAUCAUACUAUGCCUGCAUCUGUUGCCCGAGACAAUUCCUGGAGAGGCCGAACCCCCCCGGCUUCAUCUCCGCUAGAAAAACCACCGCAGUCUGGAUUCCAUUUUAGAGAAUCUGACAGAUCUUCUGUUACAUUGGUAGAACGAAUUUAUAAGUUUAAGCUCAGAAAGUGGAUUAAAAAGGUGUGUAUCAGAACCAAGGUGCGAUUCGAUCACGCUAUGAACAUAGAAGCGGCUCCAAAAACACUACGUAGGCGAAAGCCCAAGUCAUACAGAUCGCGGAAGGCAAAAAAGUACAUUGACGCUCGCAAAGCAACAGCACACUCCACAGGAAGUCAUUGGAAGACAUUUGAGGUCACGAAAAGAACGAAGAGGUCUAGUAAGGAGAAGGACGGAAUAGCACAAAGGUUCAUGAACUCGCUUAAGCCGAAGCAUAGCAUCCAUUUCCCCGUGCAAGAGAAGGCUAGGGCAGGCAAAAGAAGAGUACAGUCAUGUCCACAUUGAGGGGAAUGGAUGGGGGAUAAACAUUCAUUACGUCGUGGGUGCAACUUGUCGAAAGAUGCUUAUACCUAAGUCGUUCCAGUUAGAGUGAUUGUUGGUUUGGUUUGGUAUAACACUAUUACGGUAGCAUUACGCGCCAUAUCCGCCUUUUAACUAAAGGGUUCACGGUGCCAGCUGGGAAUCGGGUUACGGUGUAUUUUCUAGAUUAUCCUCUGAGUUCAGUUCAAACUCUUAGAGAGAAAAUGCAUCAUAAAAUGUGC
Daldinia caldariorum is the source of this 2353-nucleotide messenger RNA. RefSeq lists its product as uncharacterized. The transcript has a single exon. Lineage: Eukaryota; Fungi; Ascomycota; Sordariomycetes; Xylariales; Hypoxylaceae. The coding region runs from base 489 to 2096 and encodes 535 amino acids. The record is from RefSeq and is a predicted model, not a curated record.